This is a messenger RNA of Aureobasidium pullulans EXF-150, 816 nucleotides long. RefSeq lists its product as uncharacterized. The transcript has 2 exons. The coding region runs from base 1 to 816 and encodes 271 amino acids. The record is from RefSeq and is a predicted model, not a curated record. Lineage: Eukaryota; Fungi; Ascomycota; Dothideomycetes; Dothideales; Saccotheciaceae.
AUGAACGACAAAAGCGAUUCAAUAUCCAACAUCUACGUCCCCGGCGGAGAGUACUGUGAUGUGCCCGGCACCAAUUUGGAGAGUGGAUAUUGGGCUCUCGCAGUGGGAAUGGCCAACGACAGGAACAAUCGGCAAUCUAUCGAAGCCUUACCCGACGGCAUUGCGGGCAAAUAUUUUACCAUUUUGAAAAGCAUCUAUGAGGGAUUCGGUUGGGCAUCGACAGAACCAUACUUUCCUCUGGAGGAAAGUCAUCUAGCUGCGAUCAUCGACUAUUGGAACGACCAUCACCGAGACAAGUACAGACUCAUCCAAGAUGAGGGAGAACCGAGAGUCUGGACCAAGGUAAUGAAUCACAAAUCAAGGACGGUCCUUGUUCGUUCUGUCAAAUGUCGCUGGCAGCCCUGCGGAUACUUUGAAAGGUCAGAAACCAUCAAGCGUCUCCCUGUGGAGUCUCAUCUGGUAGCCCGCCGCAUCGAGACCGCCUCGACUCUUCCCAAGCAUCAACCUGUUCCUCGACUUCGAGUGCAAACUUCUGCCACACCUGACGCCCAACACAACGUCGACAAUUCAGAGGGGCCUGCCAUAGAAAUCCGUAAGACCGCCGCUACCAUCGAAUCCAUUGCAACAAAGCUACACACCACUCGCGCAAAGAUCGUUCCUGCUGUCGAGAAGCCCACCAAAUCGCUGGACAAGUAUGAACAGAAAAAGGGAGAUCUACAAACAGCCAUCGACAAGCUCACUGCCACCGUAGAGGAGGCUGUCUUAGCCGAACAUCAGCCCCCUCCUCGUGCCACAGCUCACGACACUACACGCUAG